GAGAUCGAGCGUGUGCACAACCCGUUCUGGCUUGGCACGCCGCACAAGAGCACCGAGGACUUUACCUACCAGGGCCAGUUCAUCCCCAAGGGCACUGUCGUCAUCAUCAACGCUUACACGAUGCACAUGGACCCGAAGCGCUACCCCGAGCCCGAGAAGUUCAACCCCGACCGCUACAUCAACGAUCACUACACCAACACCGAGUCUGCCAACCUCGCGGACCCGUACCAGCGCGACCACUGGAUGUUCGGUGCCGGUCGCCGUAUCUGCCCCGGCAUCCCGCUCGCCGAGCAGGAGAUCUUCCUUGCCAUCGCCGGUCUGCUCUGGGCCUUCAACAUGGAGCAGCUCCCCAACGAGCCCAUCGACCUGACCGAGUACGACGGUCUGUCGGGCCGCUCGCCCGUUCCUUUCCGCAUCAAGAUGACUCCCCGCGACGGCCGCGUCAAGGAGGUCCUUGCUCUCUAA
Molecule: messenger RNA, 465 nt
Organism: Phanerochaete carnosa HHB-10118-sp
Lineage: Eukaryota; Fungi; Basidiomycota; Agaricomycetes; Polyporales; Phanerochaetaceae
Exons: 4
Molecular function (GO): monooxygenase activity; iron ion binding; oxidoreductase activity, acting on paired donors, with incorporation or reduction of molecular oxygen
Source: RefSeq, a predicted model, not a curated record